CCUUUCCUAGUUGGUCGACAUGUCCUGAACUCACUGAUUCGAAGUUCAUCAAAAUUGCAACGAUAUGAGCAGCUAUAGAUCGCUACUGUUGGAGCUUUCCAACAGUUUGACCACUGCAGACCUGCAGGAGCUUAAAUUCCUGUGUGGAGAUGUCAUUCCUGCCGGUAGAUUGGAGAGAAUCAACCGAGGAUUCGAACUUUUUGGCGCUUUGGAACAACUCAACAUGCUGUCAGAAGAGAACAGAGAUUUCUUGGCGUCCAAACUGAUUGCUGUCAACAGAAAUGAUUUAAGAAACAAACUCUUAGGAAUACAAGGUAAGUUUUAGCCCAAGUCAGCAAUCUAAAGAGAUUUUUCUAUUACAGGAAAACGAACUUUGCGUUCAUCUACCAUGGGAUGGGAAGUCAGUACGCUGAUUAUCAAAAAUACUGUCAAGGAGCUUAUAUAUGAUUAUACAAACAUUAAUUUAUUAAGCACGUUAAGAUCUGCCUCAGUACUUUAUUUAAUCCAUAAAACCUAUCGCGUGGAAAUUUCUUUUGAUCCAGCUGACUUGAUUGAAGUCAAGUUACUUCUCUAAGCUGUUAGAGAAUUAAUUUUUUAUACAUUGAAGUCAUGCCCAGAUAGAGAGGUACAUGUACACUUUCUAAAAUUCUGAUAUUUCAUAGUUUAAGAAGAACUCUACCCAAUUACAUUGAAGACUCCAGAGUCUAUGUUAAACACAAAUGACUUCAAACCAGAGGGCAUAUUCCUACUAAAAACUCCUGGAAAUUGUGUGUAUGGAAAUAAUGACCUGUCUCUUCAUUCAUUUAAUGCCAUCUAACUGAGAUUAGCCCGCAUAGCAAGCAUUUCUGUCUGGUUUUGGAGCAAAGAAAGACCGAGGAACGGGAUUCUCAGUUUUGGCCUUGCGAGAAAUGAAACGAGCCAAAAAAUGAAGGUGGGGGGAGAGGGAGGGGAAGGAAGGAAACGCUUGCAGACAAACCCCUCGAUUUUGAAAACCUGCAUUCGCCAGCGAACACAGCGCCUGAUUGGCUCGGCUAGUCGAACAAUGUUGACAUGUGUCGAUCAAAGGUUUGUUUCAUACUGAGAGGACGGUAUGGUACGUGACAGGUAUAUUAAUUUUCAGUGGUUGUUGUUCAUUCUGGUCGGCAAGAUUUGUCCUCCAAUGCAAGAGCAUUUCCUUUGACCUUUUUUAAAACGUAAGGCUCUUCUUGCAACUAAAUGAGGGUUUCAGGUUGUUUAAUUUAUUCUCCAAAGUGCCCCCUGGAUCUGAAUAACUAAAAGCGAUUUUUGUUUGUCCGCAAAUGCGAUGGUUUCCUGCAAUGCUGGGCCCAGCUCGUUAGUGUUUUUUUGAGGGAUGUUGAAUGCUCUCAGAUGGUGAUUUACAGACUGCUCUGUUAGACGGAUUAAAAAGACAAAUGUCCAAAGCCUGUAUUGAUCGUUUGGAUUCAUUGAUAUUUCAACAUGAACGCCGUCCAUGUGUUACCACAGGGAGCCCACACAAUAGGUUUGUGUAGCCGAUUGUUAUUUUAUAGUAAAUGUACUGGAUUUACCGUUUGCUUCACCUAUAGCGAUAUAUCGCUAACUAUGUAUAUAAAUCAAUGAUAAAUAAACGUUGAAUUACCUUACCUGUGGUGUAUAGUCGUCCGUUUGCCUCAAAAGCGGUUUUUUGAGCGAUUUUGAAUGAAUUUGAGUUCGCCGUUGACUGUUCCACAUAAUAGAAGGACAAGGGAGGAAUCCUUGUUUUGAAAGGGUUCCAACACGGGCGAUUUUCACCCCAAAAUCGCAUCACUCCGCUUUCAAACGCAGCAUAAAGGUUAAAAGAUUCACGAUUCUUCUCGUACCUUCCAAUGAAAAUCCAUCCAAGCGGCCCGGAGCUAGCCAUCGAAAAUCAAAAUCCCACAGUAUUUGACGACUGGAAUCGUAGCAAAGAUCCAUACGUGCCAGCCAGAAACCGUCCCGCUGAUUGCCUCUUUUGAUUGGAUGUCGUUAAACAAAUGGUUAAAUAAUAACUGAUGAAGAAGACUUGGUAAGCGUUUGUUGUUUAACGACAUCCAAUCAAAAAGAGGCAAUCAGCGGACGGUUUCUGGCUGGCACGUAUGGAUCUUGCUACGAAUUCCAGUCGUCAAUACUGUGGGAUUUUGAUUUUCUUCGAGGGCUAGCUCCGGCCGCUUGGAUGGAUUUUCGAUUGGAAGAUACGAGAAGAAUCGUGAAUCUUUUAACCUUUAUGCUGCGAAGUUUGAAAGCGGAGCGAUGCGAUUUUGAGGGUGAAAAUCGCCCGGCGCUGGAACCCUUUUCAAAACAAGGAUUCCUCCUUGUCCUUCUAUUAUAUGGAACAGUCAACGGCGAACUCAAAUUCAUUCAAAAUCGCUCAAAAAAACCGCUUUUGAAGCAAACGGACGACUAUACACCACAGGUAAGGUAAUUCAACGUUUAUUUAUCAUUGAUUUAUAUACAUAGUUAGCGAUAUAUCGCUAUAGGUGAAGCAAACGGUAAAUCCAGUACAUUUACUAUAAAAUAACAAUCGGCUACACAAACCUAUUGUGUGGGCCCCCUGUGGUGUUACAAAAUACAAAAAAUAUAUUUUGGGUUCACAUACGCGUCCUCUGAAGUCCAUUUCCGCUCCACUGAAAGCCAAACAUUUUAUUGGUCAAUUAUGACAGCUGAUGACAGCAUCAAAUGUCUGUGCCCAAACUCAGGCAUGACAGGCCAAGUGGGCGGUUUUCAAAAUCCCGGGGUUUGUUUGCAAGUGUUUCCUUCCUUUCUUCCCCACCCCCUCCCUGCUCUUUUACUUACGCCAUUUUUCGCGUGGUGUUUGACUCUCGUUCCUCAUUCUUUGCUCCUAAACCGCACGGAAACGCUUGCUAGGCAGGCUAAACUGGGAUUACUGUGAUUCUGCUUGAAACCUGUCAAUCUUCUGGUCUCCCAAUACAGGCCACCUAAUCUCCCAGAAAAAAUGUCUUUCAGCUUUUUUGUACUAUAAUGUGGAAUUUACCCUCAAAUUUUGAUUUGUUCUUUUUCUUUAACCCUUUAAGUCCGAAUAGUGACCAACAGCAAUUUUCUCCUAACAAUGUCCAUACAUUGUCAAGAGAUAAGGUUGUGAGAAUAUAAAAAAUGAUCACAAAAGAGAAAAUGCCUUGAUGUUUUAUUAAAUUCUCUCAACUAAUUCUUAAAGGAAAUGAAUGGAGAUCAGUUUGGAGAAUUUGUAUGUGGAUAUUGGGGGUUUGAGGGUUUAACACCCUCCCUGCUAGUAGAUGCCUCUUCAACCCUUGUCAACAAUUGAAAAUAAUUAGUACAGUUUUAUCAUAGAAUAUUAUUAAUAUUAUUAUUUUGAAUAUUUUUUCUUCUUCUCUCUCAGGGGAUCCAAAUGCUGUAGGUCCAGGACUAAGUAAGUACAAACAAUGACUGAUACUUGAUGCAGUUAGACCCAGUAUUGAACUUCACAUGUGACAAACCUAAUACAAAUGGUCAAAACAGGUGUUUCUUGGUGUUGUGGAAACCAUUGCCUGCGUGCAGACGUCUCCUAUUUCCUUUGUUGCAAGCGGAAAAGGGACGUCUGCGUAACGCCGUCGCUAAUCGUGUUCCAGCGUCCUGCUGGGUUCCCAAGAUCUUGGGAACACGCUGUGAUAGGCUGUCACACAGUGUGCAUUGUUUGACUUAACGCUGAUUGGUUGUUAUCGAAUGUGGUCUGAUAAUGUAUGUGGUGAUUUAAAUGAUUUAAGCAAGCAGGGUUUUCUAACCAAAACAAAUCAAAACAUGUGCGAUUGUGUGCUGUGUUUUUCGUUGAUCGAAAAGCAGAGCGAUCGAAAUCUUGUGCGGGGACGCGGAAAAUUUAACGUGUGCAAGGAAAUUAUUUCUUUACAAUUUACUGGGCAUGACACAUCACAUCAUAUUUGUAAACAGUGUCUGAGAAAACUACAAAAGCGGCGUGGACUUCGCACCAGGCAGGCAUUUCGGAGAAAGCCAGCCAAAGAAACUAAAAUCUUUAUUUAGCUGCAACAAACAGAGGUCAAGAAAAUUUAAACACUUUACAACUGCAUCUGAAAUCAAAUCCUAUCGGGAACACCCACAGAAGCAUAAACCACAGGAAAUGAUUACUCAGUAUACAUGUAACAAACCUGCUUCAUGACCUCUAAAUGUAAGACUUCGUGCGGCAAAAAUGAGAUUUACUCGGUCAAAGGUUAGAAUGCUACAUGUACUGUGUAGUGCUAGUAAUCUUCGCACGAGAGAGAAAAGAAGAAAUACCUCUGUUCAAGCAGACUCUCAAGGUCACAAGCUUAUGAUGUUUUGUUUGGCCUGUCAACUCUUAUUUCUAACCGGAUAUUAUUUCACAAUUUAUGCGAAAUAGAAUACCCUGCCAGCAGGACGCUGGAACACGAAAAGCGACGGCGUUACGCAGACGUCCCUUUUCUGCGUGCAACAACGGAAAUAGGAGACGUCUGCACGCAGGCAAUGGAAACCAUUGUUCAAUGGUUCACUUUUGUUUUGUGGUGUGGUUUUUAUUCAGUGUCUUUUCAAUCUUUUGUAUUAUGCCAUUUGCUGUUUGCGACCAAUUGCAACAUUUUCCUCCAUCUUUGCUACAUUGCAGUUGGUACGGCAGUGAUGUUGCCAUCAAAUCUAAACAACAGGCAAGUGUCUGACACAUUGCUGCAUGAUCUUGUGGAAGACCUUAGUACCAGCUGGAAAAUGCUUGGUCGACGCCUUGGUAUUCCCGAGGGGGCCAUUACAAAUAUUGACAUGGAACAUCGUCGUGUAGUAGAAAAGGGUAUGGCGAUGUUUGCUGAAUGGAAAAGACGGAGAGGUGAAGGCGCCACAGUGGGGGUUUUAAGAGAAGCCCUGGACAAAACAGGAAGGCGUGAUCUGUCAGAAAGAGUUAGAGGUACAUGAAAAGUAAAUCUUUGGUUUUUUAUCUGUAACAUUUUUUGAUGAUAUAUAAACUUUUUCUCAUAAGCUCCGCUGUUAAUAUCUUCCAACCAACAUUAUUGACAAGUUUGAGUAACUUACAUCCAUAACACCAUUAUCGUACAUUGCCUUACCAAGAAAACAAAGAAAUAUCAAAUUUUUAAAUUUGAUAAUCUAUACCACCAUUUUAAAAAAUGGUGGUAUAGAACCACAAUAUCUACAUUUAACUGAAAUAUUAUGUUUCACUCCAAAUUGAAAAGUUAUGGUCAGUGUUGACUUUAACACUUUUUUCUUGUACUAGAUAUCGUUCAGGCUGAACAGCAAGCUAUGAUGAAUACCACUACAACAGGUUCGUUUUACAUCUGACAGAAGUGCCCAGUGAUCACUUUUGACUUGUACCCUGUACUUUUGUGCUUGGGUGAAAAGGAAAUGCUUGCUUUUGCAAUAACCCUAUAUACAUGGUUUCUUCAAUUUCUUCUUGGUUUAUUGACUACAGCAAUUUGCUUAACAGGUUCUCCAAUAGAGGAAAGACAGCCAUUUCCAAAUUUAAAUCCACUUAGGCCAGCUUUGCCAAUUAUAUCACCAACAAGUACCCCAAUUGGUACAGCUGCACAUCGGCGGCCUCAACAGCCAGGUAGGGUCCCUGUGCCAGUGACUGAAAGUUUACGGGAGCCCCAGGAGCAAGCUGAACCUGUGCAUCAUGCAGCUUCAAAUGCCUCCGCCAGCACAACAGAUCUUUCUACUGGCUCAACAAGAAUACCUCGCCCUCCUGGGGCUGUUGAUACAUUCUCAAGGUUUGAACAAAAUUAAUUUGUGUAUUUGACUGUUUAGUCUUGUAUUUAAAUGUAUAGCUGAAAGAAGACGGAAUCCAUCAGGAAAUUGAGUAAUUUCAACUUUCAGUGGACAAAAGCCUUGUACCAGAAUAAUUUAAACACUACCACAUUCUUUUUUACAUUUUUCAAGGGCUAUAUAGGUAUAAUAAUAAUAUUAUUAUUUUAUUAUCUGUAAUAACACCAAAGACUAUUUCUCAUGGGAGCCUGAGAAAAUAAAUGACAAAUUUCACAAGAACUUUGAAAACACAGGUAAAAUUCUGCAAAUUUCAUGUGAAAGAUGUCAUUUUGUGAAAUUUAAUAUUCGUUUUCUCAGGCUCCCAUAAGAAAUUUUCUUUGGUGUUAUUACAGAUAACUAAUUACAUCUAUAGCCCUUCAAAAAUGUAAAAAAGGAAUGUGAUAUUGUUUAAAUUAUUCUAGUACAAGGUUUUUGUCCAAUGAAAAUUAAAAUUACUGAAUUUCUUUAUGAAUUCCGUCUUUGUUACAGUAACCAGUUUGAUAGGUCGGAUAAGAGAUGAAAAUGGGAACUUGAAAAACAGAGCAAACAGAAGCAGUAGCAACUCUUAUCUCGGAACAUGUCAUGAUCGCAAUUUAAAUGCUCAAUACCUCUUCACUAAUUGCAACUGACAAGGAACACUUUAGUUCUGAAACUGCAGUCUUGCUUUAGGACUUGUAACAGAAAUUCAGACACACUGUUAAGACUCUUACCAACGGAUGAACUACAGGACAUCAGGCUAUAGUCCAAAGACUCGUUUAUCUCCAGAAAAAUCAACUUGGACUUUGUCGGCGCCUAAAGAUCUUGACUGACUUACAGCUCAAUUCUCCAUAGUUGGUUUAGCUUUCAGUUAAGCUACAAUUUGGACCAGUAGUUAUCUAUCCUGUGAGAAUUCAAGAUCCUACAAACAAUUACAUGUAACAACACUAAAGAGCUUGGCCUCAUCCAACUCACUGACAAAAAAACUACAUGCCAGUUAUUGUGGAAAAAAAAACCUGACAUCUUUACUGAAAGGUUGUAUAGCUGCAGUGAAAACCAGAGAUCAGAGAGGAGACGAGGAGAUCAGAGGUCAAAGAAAAUCAGUGCUAAAACUGCAUGUGUAUUUGACUGUUUAGUCUUAUUAUAACUGACAGCUUGUUACAGUAACCAGUUUGAUAGGUGGGAUAAGACAUGAAAAAUUAAAUAAUUGCUACAGGUGAUUUUACGUAACCCCAAAACGAGAGAAAGACAAUUUAAACAAAGGAUAAAAACUGGUUGUCUGAUGAUUAAAAUAAAUAUUUAUUACAAUAUUAUGAAAUUUUGGUCUGAAAGUCUAUCUUUCACCCUCCUGAGUCCAAUCUGCUUGUAUACCAGCAUGUUAGGUGAGGUUGAAGAUUUGCUCUUAAAUUGAGUUAAUUCCUAGCCUGUUGUUAAAAAUUACUAAACCCUUAUCAGCUUUAAAAAGGUUGGGAUUCUCCAUCAGGUUGAGUUGUUGUGCCAUAAUAGUGAGCUUCUGCAACAGGAUGGCAAAGAGAAGAGGGCAGCAAAAAUUUUUUGUGUGACAAAGAAUGUUUUGAGUGUUUAUUAUUUUUUUUGGCAGCUGACUCACUGUUUGAAUUAUGAUAAAUUUCAUGACACAGCUCCUUUAAUGGUGGUGCAAUUUUGUUUUAUUUCAGGCAACCAGUCCCUGAACAGGCCACAGCUGGGAGAGAAGUGGAUGUGCACGAUUCAGGAGCAGGUACAGUUACACAUGCAUUUCGUAUUCUACAGACUUAGUACCAUCAAUGACUCAAAUUAGAAAGCUGGUUUACUAACUUUAGGCUACUAAAUCUUAGUCAUCUGUUACCGACACUGUACCAAUGACUUAUUGACAGACUGAAACAAAACUGACGACAAAUGACUGGACGACUGACAAUUUGACUAACAAUGAAAAAUAAUUGUUUAACUGUAACAAAAGAUCUAUCAAAAUGAACCAAUGAAACAGAGUCUUCUUAGCCAAUGACAUCAUUGCUUAACUGAAAGAUGACCAAUUUACUUAAUUGAUCAAUCAGCUCAAUAACCAGAGUUUAAUACCAUCAAUUGACUAGAUACAACUCACUUCCAAUCUGAAAAUGACUACUGCACAGGUCAGUCACUGUCAACAAUAGUCCUAUUCAGUACUAAACUCCCCCGGACGAUCAUGCUCAACCACUAACCUACUUAUGAAAUGACUCUUGGGUUCAAACCUUUCACAGUAACAGAUGCCCAGGUGGACCUAGAGCUGAAAGGAAAGCUUCAAUCUGAUGGGUGCUUCCUAGAUCCUGAGAAGUAUGAUCCGGUGAAAUUCUUAGGAUCUGGAGGAUAUGCUAAGGUAAAGGGUACAAAUACAGUGUGCAUAGAGAAUAUUGAGGCCUUCCUCAGGGGGUUUAUGCAUGUUCUUUGUCUGAAUUUCAAAACCCGUUGUUUCAUGUGUGGAAGAGGAGGCCAUGUUGCUGUCGGUAUUUUACUAUUAUAUUUGGAAUUUCCCUGUCGCUGUCACAGAUUGAACCCAUCUUUGUGUCGUUUGUCGCCAUUUCCUCUAUCUUGCAUUGUUGUAUCAAGGCCAUGACGCUUGUGUGAAUUUUACCCCAACAAGGCCUUGAUAUUACAUGGCCACGCAAAGAUAUGAAACAUCUCUUCAUGAGAUCAAAAAUAUUUCACAAGUGAGCCCAGUGAACAAGUUAGUCAACAUGUGAUGAGAAAUCAUUUUUUGUAUCUCCAAGUGGCCAUGUAUUGUUUUAUUUAUUAUUUAAACAUCAAUGAAAUACCAAACAACUUCACUUUAUUAUUUUUUUGCUUAGAAAGGCGCAAUAUGUAUUUUCAGCCAUAGCAACUGUGAACUUUGCACAUGUGAAGAUAGCAUAAUAUUUUUACAUGUGAAGCUAUCAUGUUUUUGUGUGAAAGCUCACCUGGCAUUUCAUUGGUGUAAAAUGAUAUAAAGAGAGGAUAUUACAUGGCCAUGCAGCGAUGCAAAAUUUCUGUUUCAGUGAGUGCAGCAAAUGAGUGAAAUACUUUUCAAUACGAGAAGAGAAAUUUCAUAUCUCCACGUGGCCAUGUAGUGUUCUAUUUAUUAUAUAAACACCAGUGAAAUUCCAAACCAUUUUCACUUAAAUAUUUUUUUGUUGCAAAAGGUGUGAUUUAUUAUGUAGCCUUAGCAAUGGAGUUCAUGUGUGAGGAUAUCACGUUUUUGUGCGAAAGCUGACCUGGUAUUUCAUUGGUGUUUAUAUAAUAAUUUUCUUUAGUUUUGUUUCUGAGUGACUGAAAUAUUUUGGGUCCAAGUGGUGGCUCACUUCCAUGAUCAGAAUACCCCAGGGAAACUUUUAAAAUUAGACUUUCACCUAAUCUGCCCUUGAUUUAUUUAUUAUUUGACAAGUCUAGGAAUUUACUUCUCCAUUUUACAAUGCAUCACAGAUGAUCAAGAAUGACUUAAAAUUUUACUUUCGAGGCUCUGUAAGGCCCUACUUGAUAUUGUGCAGAAUUAGUCUAGUUUUCAUUAGUUAUGAGGUUUCCUAGGGAUUGUACAAUCAGGUGCAAUUUUAGACCAUAAUAAUAUUGGCCGGGGAAGUAUGUCUACAGGAACACUUCCAAAAAUGUGAUUCUUCAUUUGAAGUCUCUGGACACAGUUAAGUACAAUGAAAAUUUUACUUCUGAUUAACAUUAUCUGUGAAGUUUCCUUAAACUUUAAGUUUGGUUAACUCCUAGAAUUUUAGGGGCAAACUGAGGCUUGAUAUUCUUAUAACAGGUCUAUCUUGUGGUUGAAAAACGAACAGGCAAGAAAAUGGCUUCUAAGAUGUGUGAUCUGGGGGCAAAUACAAGUGACACUCAAAAGGUACAAAUUUAUAAGUACAAUUUAUAACAUUAUUGUUCUGUUAAUAGUCACAGCAGUGCAAAAAUAUUUUUGUGUUCAUUUUUCCUGUCCAUUACCUGGGUAUUUCUUGGAUUUUGGUUUGCUGGUCUGAAUAUGAAGUUCUCCAGAGUUUGUAAUGAAGGCAUGUAGUGAGAUUUUCAGAGGGAUUGAGUGAAUAAAAGAUAAAAGUGGUAAAAGGUCUAUAUUUUACAUUGGUAACCCCCACACACCUCCACCACCACCACCACAACCCCCACCACCACCACUUUCUACAGGAGUUCUCCAUAUUCAUGGGUAUUAAAAACUACUCAAAGGUGCUCGGAAAGCAUAUAAGUUUUACGAAGGAUUUGACGUCACUACUGGGAAUCAAACUCGUAACUUCCCACUCAGAAGGCUGUGCAUGAACCAACUAUGGAGUGUCUUGUAUUAAGGUGGUUCUAAGUACUGAGUUUUGAGGACCAAAUCCUAUGGUGUAACUUUUCAAAUGAAAGCUACUGAGCAGCACUUUCAUGUGGUACUGUUUAUCAUCAAUGCUGUACAAGGUGCCUCUAACUUUUUAGUCUGUGGAUGAAUUCCUAUGGUGUGACCAUUCCAAUGAAAGCUGCUGUGCUGUACUUUCAUGUGGUACUGUUUAUUAUGCUUGACAAGGUGAUUCUAACUUUUGAGUCUGUGGAUGAAAUCCUAUGAUGUGACUAUUCAAAUGAAAGCUACUGAGUGCUCAGUACUUUCCUGUGGUACUGUUUAUUAUGCUAUACAGGGUGGUUCUAACUUUUAAAAAAUUGUGUUGAAUUUUAACUUUUGUCACUUGUGGUUUAUUUUUCAUUUUUGGACUUAGGCAGUAGAGUCUAUGGAAAUUGAAGUCACGGCAUUAACUUCGUUAAAACACGAGCACAUUGUUGAGUUCUUUUUUGUGGAACGUAUUCACAACACCGUUCUUCUGUUUCUGGAAUACAUGCAAGGGGUAAGAAAAAUUGAAGUUAAUCAAAAUAUGUUGGCUUUAAUUUUAUAUAUAAAAGUUCAGAUAAAAUCAAUGGGAUUUGGUUUAAAGGGAGUAGUGUAUGAACUUAAAAUAAUGCAAAAAAUUGUAAAUUAAAGAUAUGGAAUUUAAACCAGAAAAAUGGAGUAAAUGUAAACUGGUCAGAAUAGUUAACUGCAGGAUUUAUAAAAUUGAAAUAAACCCUAAAUGUCAACUAACUGUAUAAUAUCAUUGUAAAUAACACUUCACCGAUUAUUUUUCUUAUUUUAUUUACAUGUGCUUCAUAUUUAUUUUAUUGUUUUUUACUGUUUGUUUUCGGUAAAUAUGUUUAUAUCAUGUAUAUCAUGAUAUGUUUAUCAUGUACAUAUAAUUAUAUCAUGUAAUUUUCGCCCACCCGGGCGGACUGCCAUGUUAUUUUCGAGAAACGCCCCCAAAAUGCUCAUAUUGGUAUCAAAAAUUUGUUAGGAGAAAUGGGGCACGAAUUUCCGUGUCGAACAUUCCGGCUUGAAAACAGUUCUACCUUUUCAGACAUUCUGUUGCUCUCGGAAAUUUUCCUCUUAAACGACUCAAAAAGUCAUGUUCUUAGUCUUUCUUCUUUCUUACCGGAAUUUCCGCAAGCUUUUUGUAAACAGUGAACGUGUUUUCCGCCAGGGUACUCUACAAGACUUGGUUAGGAACAACGGACCUUUGGAAGAACCUUUGGUGGUUAAGUUCACAAGACAACUUCUUUCUGCUGUUGAUUACCUCCACACGAAUGGAAAAAAGCACAUUGUACAUAAAGAUAUAAAAGGUUAGGUUUGAAAAGCUGUUCCUUCUUGUACGCAAGCCUGAGUGGUUCAAGGUUUUCGAAAACAGGUUUUCAUGUAAACGAAGGUUUCGUACAACGCUUUCCAAUUUUUUCUGUGAGAACGCAAGCUUGAACAUAGGCAGGCAAUAUACUGUACUUUCCCUGGGGUGAAUGAGUUGCUGCGUUUCUUAUUAAAUUUUACGACUUGCCAUUGCGGCGCUGUAGUCUAUACCGACGUUUAUUUUCAUAUUUGCAAAUAACAUUAGAAGAACGUAGAAAACGUUAGUUGUAAACGGGCAUAUGUUCCUUUUAAGAUAAGAAAAUGUUAGUGUGGACAUGGAACUUUUUUAAUGGUGUGUGGACAUUGCUUAAGUGUUAAUUGAAUAUAGUGGAUAUUUUAGGCGUGAAUAUUUUGCUGGAUGGCCCCCAGAAAAACAUAAAACUGGCUGACUUCGGAAUCUGUACAAUAAUGGAGGUAAGAUCAUGUCCUUUAUAUGUGAUUUACAUAAUUUUAUUUACAUACGGCUUUGCCCUGAAAAAGGGUAGUACUUACACUGAGUUCAUAUACCUGUCGCUUACGAGAGGUUUCAACCAAAGUAAUCUGACUGGGAAAAUUUUGCUGUUUUUGAUAGGUGGUCGCUUAUGGGAGAUAUAUAGUCGCACAUGGAGGUUCAACUGUACUUGUUUUUAUUGCUAGCCUCUCGCACUUAUAACAGACUUUUUGUUGUCUGUCUGAUGAUAGCCUCCAACGCAGGCGUUUUCAGGGGAGCUCGUAUUUCGUCCCACGAAAUACGAGCUCCCCUAAAAACGCCUGCGUGGGAGGCUAGCCUGAUGACUACUGACUCGUCCCCAGUCGUCUCUCAUUAUUAGUAUUCGGCGUGGAAGACUAUAACGGGCUCUUUAACAAAGCAUAACCCAAGCGCUUCCCUAGUUAAUAAUUAAUGAGUAGAGACAACUUAGAGACGACUGGGGACGAGUCAGUGAUGACUACCUGUUGAUUUCUACAGGAACUGAGAACUGCCACCGGUGGCCUGGUGACUAAAAAUAAUGUAGCGUCCUUUUAUUGGACAAGCCCUGAGCUUCUCGCUGGGGAAAAAUUUAGUCGAAAUACAGACAUAUGGUAAGCAGAAUUCGACGGCUUUCUUGCUUGUGGUGAACUUGACUUCAUGUUUUUGUCUCUUUGUCUGAGUUUCAGGUUUGUAAGUUAUAACACUAGGCAGCGUUGUUACGGUAGCGAGUAAUAGGGAGCUUAAGCAACAACGUUUUUGAGCGACGCACGUCAACCGGAAGUGGCCUUUUUUCAUUUUUUGACGGUGGUUUCGCGCAAAUUUUCAGUCAAAUCGCCUCUAUAACAGUAAAGAAGCUAAGGAAUACAAAUUUUAUAUCAUCAAGGCAUGUUAAGAGGGAAAAUACCUCACUUCCGGUUGACGUGCGUCGCUCAAAAACGUCGCUGCUUAAGCUCCCUAUUAUCAUCCUCCCCAUACGUCGAUGUCUUUGCUAAAUUGUGGAGUUGACGGAUUCCACGCAUGGGAGUUUACAAGAUGUUAUAUGUCACGAGCCCUUCCUUCAGUUUUUACCCUGGGUACCAGAGGUUUUUCUCGCGUGCGGCGGGAAUUUUCGCUGUUGGCCGAAGGCCGACACAUCUUCGGCCGUAGGCCAAAGCCACGAGCGGUGGAGACGUGACAGAAACCGGAAACCCCGCUAGAAAAGUCUUUGGCACCCAGAGUAGUCAGUUUUAGGCUAUGUUCUGUACCGGAUAGCUUUUACGCCAACACGAAAACUGCCGUAUUGAUUUAUUUGAUGAAACGCCGCAGCGUUUAUUCAAGGGCGGCGUUCGUUUCCAAAUCACUUUUCUUAAAUCAGUGACAACAGUUACUGUAAGUCGUUUUUAAAUAUUAUGUAAUUUAAAAGUUCCAAUAUCGUAAUUGUCUGGAUGGUGUAGAUUACCAAGUUGUACCGAGUUUUUCCUCAUUAUCCUCAUCGAAUAGUCGCCACAGUCUUUUGACAAGGUGUGGCGUUUAUUCAAGGGCGGCAUUUGCUUCCAUAUGCGGCGUUCAAUCGAAUAAAUUCAGUAUAUCGGAUAGGGCCUCUGUUCAGACAUAAGAUCGGUGAUUUUGAUUUCGAAGCUGCGCCGCGACGAUCUUGAGAGUGGAUUGUCACAUAUCGGAUAGGUUUCUGCCACUCUUUGUCACAGUGUUUUGAGCUGUUUGGACCGUAGGAGUAGGAGAGAGGACUGGAACCCACUGAGACGGAAGCAAAUAUUUAGCAGUGAGGACUGGGAUUUAGUGCGCCAAACCCUCUCGGUCAACAGCUCCGGCACGAUGUUCAAAGUCGGUGUUCUCCGAAAUUUUGCUUCACUUCGAAUUUGAGAUUUCUUACAGUUCUUGCAUUGCUUUUAGGAGUGUUGGAUGUACAGUAGUAGAGAUGCUAACAACAAAGCCACCUUUAUUCUUUGAAAAGCUGUCUGUAAGGCAAUCAAUGUACCGGAUUAUAAACAAUCAAGUUGAACCACCGACUAAUUGUACGUCCCUGGCGUAUGGGUUUUUAAAACGGUGCCUUUGGUAAGUUCAUUACCUACAUACCUAAAGUGCUGGCUAGUUUAAUAUUCUUUUGUUCACUAACUUCGUUCUUAAGAUCAGAAUUUAAAAGAUUGUCUUAUAGUAAGUGAGGUUAUUAGGGCUGACUUAAGCAAGAGAAUAUUAAGCUUGUCGCGGCUUUUUGGAAUGAGUUUAUUCUUUAGUUAGGGAGAGGUAGAGUCAAGAUUGUCUUUCUUAUGGUAGUAUGGCUCUAUGGCUCUCACAAAUAUAUGAGUAUCCUAUUGAGAUUUCUUACCUGGCUGAGAGAGCAGAACAUGUCUCUUUGAAGAAAAAAAUGGUUUUUACUGAGCCCAUCCAUACUCUUUGUAUUGUAUCUUUUGUAUUUUAGGUCCAGUUUAAAUGGACAUGGUUCGUACAAUCUUGAAAAGGUCUUGAAAUUUAGUAUUCGUUUUGAAAAGUCCUUGAAUUCAGUUAAGGUCCUUGAAAAGUACUUGAUUUCGUUACUAGGUCUUGAAAAGUCCAUGCAAUUCACUACCUUUUCUACGCCAGCCACCAUUUUGCGUAAAAUAUGAUUAUUUUGCCGAGGAAGAUUUGGCUCAACUUUGGUGUAAGAACCUGUACAACUCAUGGGUAAUGUGUGCAUGAACAAUAUUUGAUUUCUGUUUCUUUAUUCCAAAUGCAGUUCUGUACCUCAGAUAAGUCCUAACCAGUCAUUUUGCAAAGUGUUGUUGCUGAAAGUAGUAUAAAUUAAUGUGCUUAGUGAUGGCCGAAGAAGUAAAAAUCAGAAAUGACUUCAUGACGUGUUUUAGCCAAUAGGCUGAUCAAAAGGGGCUUAAAGAAUGCCAGAUUAUUACAUAAAUCUUAGUCCCUAAAAACUGAAAUUUGUCCUUGAAAAAUCCUUGAAAUUUGGGAUCAAUCUAGGUUUCUGGGAAACUGCCCACCUACCCCUCCCCUAAGCCAGCAUUUUGCCCUAAACGAGAAGUAAGUGUUAAUGUUGGCUUAGGGGAGAGGUAGGUGGGCAGCUUCCCAGAAAACUAAAUUAAUCCUAAAUUUGUUUGUCUGAAGUUGUACGGACCAUGUAUGGAUAAAAGUUGUCCCGGAACAGAGGGUCGCCCUUCCAGCCGAGUUAACUUUCGCUAGCGUUUAUAUGAGAAAAAAGCCGACUCAUUUGUCCAAGCCAAGAGCACUCGCUAAUACUCUGAUUGUGCCGCCAUUACAUCCUCACAUAUCGUUUUUGUUUUUAACUUUUCUACUCAGUCCAAAGGAAACUCGCGCAUCUGCUGUGGAGCUUUUGGCAGAUCCCUAUCUAAACCAAGAUCAACAGUAAUAAACGAAGGCUUCCAUCUGGUCACGUGGAGAGUGUUUUGACGCCACGUGCUUCCAUUUAACAAAGAGAAGAAAUAGAGCGACAUUCAGUGAAUUAGCUCCUCGGGUCCUCGUUUUCUCCCUAGGGUUUUUAAAUAGGGAGCUUAAACAACAAUGGCAGCGACGGCAACUAGGCCUGUCCCGAUUGUGCUCGUAAAAUGCUGGAAAGUUGCUUACUGGGAUGCUAAAAAGUUGCUAAAAAAAAUUGCCACAAAUCCAAAACGUUGCCACCUAAAUUUCAAAAGUCGCUAUGUAAGUUUCUUGAUAUUUUUAAUGUUAUUGUUAAUAAAAAGCUUUAUUUUCCGUUCUUCACAAUAAUUGUCAACAUCGGUCAACAAAAAGAGCUUGAAAGUUACCUUUAAAGAGUUGUUCGCAAAUAUGGGCGAUACCACAGGUAGCCCAAGCCGACAUUUUUCUUCUUAGCUAAGUAGUUAUUCAUACAGCGACAGCUAUAAAUUCUAGGGCGUUGUAUGAGAACUUUUUCUUUUUUUAUAAUUGAUUGAAAUGUGCAUUAAAUUUUUCCUUUAGCGUUUCCUUUAACUUGAAGUUUUCUGUGAAAUCGUUUACUUUUUCAUGCUUGAUAUGUGCACUAAACCUAUAUUUUGCUCAAAAAUUGCUCAGAAAAGCAAAGUUGCUCGAGGUUGCUUGAACUCCCAACGACAAAAGUUGCCGAGCACAAUCGGCACAGGCCUAACGGUAACGAGAAAGUCAAAAAAGUAAUAUCUAAAGUUUAGCAAAACCAAACCCGUACCCAGUAGCUUCUCUGUAUCUGCGCUGUGAUUAAUGGGAAGGAUUAAAUGAGUUCGCGGUGCAUCAAGGGAAGAAAGAAAGAAAAACCUCGAAGCGCCCUCCUUUCCAAGCACCUUUGCACGCGUCAAUUUUCCUUUGAAUGUUUCUUUGCGGUGACGGCAGAGAAGUGUACUAAAAAGUGUGGUGCUCGUUCAGAGUUGUUUUGUUAAUGUACCCAAAAGUGUGAUGCCAUGCACGUGAAGAGUUGCAGUUUUGCUAAUCAAACCUACCGAUAUUUUGACGUUCCGGUUGCUUUUAAGCAAAGCUCUCUAUUGAACCCCUAGGACGCGAACUUUACUGGCUAGAAAGAAGGUAGCUAUUCGUAAAAUUUUUAUGAAUUGGGAAUCUGAUCGUGAUGCGUUUCCAAUUUCCAAGGCAUUGAAUGCGGUUUUGACACGCAUAAAUGUCAAUAUAUUUAUAGUAAUUUAUCAGCUCUUUUUAAGGUGAUAGCCGAACGAAAAUCAAAAGAAUUACGGGCGGAGAAUGUGUGAAACUUGAGAGACUAAAGCCUUGUCCAAACGUCGAACUUUCCCUGAGACGAAUCAAACGUAAGGAGUUAAGUUCAUGAAAAGCUCGACGUCUGGCUCAGUUACGUUCGUCUGAAUGAGUUUGGAUCGUCCAACACGUUCUAUCCGUUUGCUUCAGACGGGUAGAACUUCUGAACAUCGUCUCCGGGACAAACUUCAAUCCUCACAUGCGACGAACUAAACUAAUACAUCAAAGACGUCUGUCCCAACGGACGACUCUAACUUAAUUUAAGCUAACUUAGAUCGACCCAAAUUAGAGUUUGGUUCGUCUCAUGAAAAGUUCGACGUUUAGCCUGCCUCAGAGGCGCUUAUUGCAAUUUUCUCGCCUGCCGAGCACACAUAAAGACGCUUGGAAGAGACUACAGUUUGUCAAAUUUAACUUCCCCUUAACAGUGAAUUUUUGUAGGUGCUUAGAUCAUAGCCUUCUCGCUUCGAUAAUUUCUACGCGUUUAGACGUGAGAAAAAGAAAAGAAAUAAAGAAAAUACGACAACCUACUUUUUACUGUCGUUGGAUAUAGCUUACGUUUUUUCACGUCGCUUCUAAUGCCUCUUCAAUGAGAAACUGUUAGAAAAGCUGUGGAAUUUCCUUAUGUAAAGAUAGUUUUAUUAUACAGUCUUGAAUUGUGUGCACUGCCCAUUGAGAGCCCUUUUUGCGAGUAGUGGCAUUGUAGGUAUGUCGGUAAAUGUUGCUAAUCAAUGUAAUUCGAGAAUUAAUUACAGAGACGUGUACUAUAAAAGGACUGGUUCACUCCUUAAUGAACGUAAGUUCCAAGAAGAAUUUUUUUAUCACACGUGACUGUCCCCUCAAGAGCCUGAGAACUUGGCCAACAUCGGGUCGAGUGUGUUCUAUCGAAUUGCACCAUGGGUAUUUUUUUAUUUCCGAAUACCGCGCGAAGAUGAAGCGAUAACGACACGGAUACAAUCCUACGGUGCAGUUUAAUAGACGCACGUGCCUAUUGAUUAGACGAUGACAAGGUUAAAACAUUUUCUAGGCCAAUAGUUAGAUCGAUACAAUUUGUUUUUAGAGUGACAAAUCUUUUGAUAUUUUAUGUUGGUUUUGUACCAGUUAGUGAUGUAUUGCUGGUUUACACGUGAUGUCAUGGCAGCCAUGUUGGUGUUGAAGAACCAAAGCAUUUCUCUCCUUUUGGAACUGAACUCCAUUUUCAUGUAAAUUAUUUGAAUUAAUUUUUCUUGUAUCAGAACCACU
This is a messenger RNA of Porites lobata, 17753 nucleotides long. Lineage: Eukaryota; Metazoa; Cnidaria; Anthozoa; Scleractinia; Poritidae. The record is from the annotation of a GenBank genome assembly.